This is a messenger RNA of Rhizoctonia solani, 420 nucleotides long. Its product is annotated as ribosomal protein L14. Gene Ontology annotation, biological process: ribosomal large subunit biogenesis; translation. The transcript is spliced from 5 exons. The record is from RefSeq and is a predicted model, not a curated record. Lineage: Eukaryota; Fungi; Basidiomycota; Agaricomycetes; Cantharellales; Ceratobasidiaceae. Gene Ontology annotation, cellular component: cytosolic large ribosomal subunit; ribosome. The coding region runs from base 1 to 420 and encodes 139 amino acids. Gene Ontology annotation, molecular function: structural constituent of ribosome; RNA binding.
AUGCCGGCCCCAUCUACUUUCAAGCGCUUUGUUGAGGUUGGACGUGUUGUGCUCGUUACGAGUGGCCCAUCUGAGGGCAAGAUUGCCACUGUUGUCGAGAUUAUUGAUCACAACCGGGCAAUUAUCGACGGCCCCACCUCCGGUGUUCCUCGUCAGGCGUUCCAAUACCGCCACCUCGUCCUCACUCCCUUUACCGUCAAGGGCCUCCCUCGUGGUGCUGGCUCUGGUGCUGUAAAGAAGUACGUUGAAAAAGCCGACAUUGUUGCUAAGUGGGACGCAUCUUCAUGGGCCAAGAAGCGCGCAUCGGUCUCUAAGAGGAGGUCACUCAACGAUUUUGAGCGCUUCUCUGUCCUUGUCUACAAGAAGCAGCGCCGUGAUGCAGCCAGGAAAUCCUUGGCCAAGGCUAAAAAAUCGGCGUAG